Molecule: messenger RNA, 3645 nt
Organism: Closterium sp. Naga37s-1
Lineage: Eukaryota; Viridiplantae; Streptophyta; Zygnematophyceae; Desmidiales; Closteriaceae
Source: the annotation of a GenBank genome assembly
AUGCCACGUCAUACGCAGCACCGUCAAACCUCCUCCCUCGAUUUCCCUCCCACCAGCAACUCCUUAACUCCGCCGCUCCCCGCUUCCACCCCGCCCCCCCUUUCCCGUCCCCCGGCGACGCGCUUCCCUGCCCCCUUCUCGCCGGGAGCGGAAUUUCCGCACUCCCCCGGCGCGCAGUCUCCGCCGCCCCUAGCAAUAGCGGUAUUUCCCGCGCACCCGUUCAAGCGCCGCGCGGUCGAGGGACCUUCGCCGCCCCUUUCCCCCCUCCCCCGGCUCAACGAGAGCCAUCGCUCCCCGCUUUCCUCGCCGGCUUCCGCGGUCCAUGGACUCCGUGCUGCGCCUCUUAUCCCUUGCGCGGGGGAAGCGGAAGGAGUGGGAGGAGGGAUUCGGGGAGGUGGGGGCAGUCGGGGGAGCGGGGGAGGUGGGGGAGCGCAAUCCAGAGCGCACGUUGGUUUCGCGAGAGCAGUCGCAGGGUCUUCCGCAUCUCCCGCACCGGACUCCAGUGUAAUUUGGCCAGCGAAUGCGCCACGUGGCGCUCAGAUCCGCGGAUCUCCUGCGCCGUCAGGCGCCAAUAAGGCGGAACCUUUGAGUCCUUCAGGCGCGCGGGAGCAGGGGAUGCCGCUUCCGCGCGCGCAAGAGCAGGAACGGCGGGUGGGCGGAAAGGCCUUGGCUUCCCCGCAACCCCGCGAUGCGCCCCUCAGCACAGUGACGCUUGAGUGGACUCAGAAGCCGCCUUCCCGGCGAUCCCGCGAUGUUCCCCCCCGCGCCGCGACUCUCUCCAGCGCGCUCCUCGCGCGCAUCGACGCAAUCUUUCUGAGAAAACGGAGCAAGGAGCGCGCGGAAGCCAAGGCGCAGGCGCGGCUGCAAGCAGUCGCGGGCGGCGGGUCGAAGCGGCGCGGGCAGACUGACUCCGCCACCGCCGCCGCCGCUGCAGCAGCAGCAGCAGCAGCAGCAGCGGGGAAACAGGAAGCUCCCGUCACAGCUGAAACGAGAGUGGGAAAGAGCGCGGGUGUGUGGGGGGAGGCGGGUCCAAAGGCGCGGCGGUCACUGUCUCUGGAUGGCACAGGGGCAAGCCGCGGGGGAAGGGUAUUUGAGGCGCUGGGAGAAGGAGGAAAAGUGAAGGCGGAACCUGAGGUCUGGGAGGUUGUUGGGGGAGGCUCGAUUGGGGGGAGUGGGGGAAGCGGAGUAAGUGGGGGAAGUGGGGGAAGCGGGGGGAGCGGGGGAAGCGGGGGAAGUGGGGGGAUGAGUGGCACGCUUACUCGCGCUGCUGUUGUUGUCCCCAUGCCCGGCAGUGCUGCCAUGCCUGCUCCCAUGGCUUCUCCCACGGCUCCUCCUCCACUCACUCUCACGCACACCCCUACUGUAUUCACAUCGCCGCUUUCACUGCCACCAACAGCCACCACAGGCACAGCCGGUGCAGCAGGGCCAGCAGCAUCGACCUCACCCUUCAAACAACCCGGCCAUGAGCCCUCUUCAAGAACCCAUCCACUGGAACCCUCUUCUCCUCUGCCUCCUCCUCCUCCUCCUCCUACUGCUCUCGGCACCCCUCCCCCUUCUGCCCCCCCUGCCACUCCCCCUUACGUUCCCCUUCCCUCUCCCCUUUCUCUUGCCCCCUCUGCUUCCCCUGCUGCCCCGCCCGUUACUCCCCCUGCUCCGCCCGCGCGCCACCCCUUCCCUCACCGCUCCUUCCCCCCCCACCACCCUCAUCCCCCGCACCAUCCCCACCACCACAACCACCCUCGCGUGCGGUACCGGGGGGUGCGGCAGCGGCGGUGGGGGCGGUGGGUGACAGAAAUCCGCGAGCCCACCACUCGCACGCGCAUCUGGCUUGGCUCCUACGAUAACGCUGAGGAAGCCGCCCGCGUGUACGACAUGGCCGCCCGGCUGCUCAAGGGCCGGGCGGCAAGGCUUAACUUUCCCCACAGCGUGCAGCCAGUCGCGGUUCCCCGGGGGAUUGCUGAUGCUCUCAUGCGGGCUAGCCGGGCGGCAGCAGAGGCUGGAGGGGGUGAGGGUGGUGCAGGUGGGAUGGACGAUGGGGAGGGUGGUGGGGAAGGUGUGGACGAUGGGCAUGGUAGGGAUGGGGAUGGUGGUGGUGAUGGGGACGGUGAUGGGGACGGUGAUGGGCAUUGGGGCAGCAGUGGUGGGUGCAGUGGUGCUGUGAUGAGGAUGGACGUGGUUGGUGCAGAGGCGGUGGGGGAGGGCGAGGCGGGCGCAGAGGCACAGGAGGGUAAGGCGUGGAGUGGUGAGAAGAUGGAGUGUGGCUCUGAGCAGGUGCAGCAGCAGCUGAGGUUGGUGUUUCAGCAUGCCGGGCAACCACGAGCAGGCCUACAGGAGCAUCAUUAUUAUCAUCAACAGCAGCAACAGCAGCAACAGCAGCAGCAGCAGCAGCAGCAGCAGCAGCAGCAGCAGCAGCAGCAGCAGCAGCAGCAGCAGCAGCAGCAGCAGCAGCAGCAGCAGCAGCAGCAGCAGCAGCAGCAGCAGCAGCAGCAGCAGCAGCAGCAGCAGCAGCAGCAGCAGCAGCAGCAGCAGCAGCAGCAGCAGCAGCAGCAGCAGCAGCAGCAGCAGGCGAGCAUGGUGGCACCUGAGAAUCCACCUGGCAGGCAAGCGCCAUCAUGGGAGGAGACCCUGAGAGACCUGGGCCUGGACCCACCUCUUCCACCUACGGCCCCUCCCAUUCCCCUUUCCUCCGCCCCCACUGCACCUGCUCAGCCCCUCUCUGCUGCACCCACCGCUCUCCACCGCUCUUCACCACCAGAAGCACCACUACCACCGUGUGUGACCCCAUCUCGCCCCUCCAGUACGCCCCCUCUUCCCCUCUUGCGCAUGCCCCUAUCGCUGCUCGCUUCCCCACGUGCCUCCACCCACACCCCUCCUUGUCAAUCAGGCAACCCCCUGCUACACCUCCCGCCCUCUUUCCCUGCUGCUCGCUCCACCUCCGUGCCUGCUGCGACCACCACAGCUACUACAGCACUCGCACCUGCCACUACGCCCACUCCUCCUGCCAUCUCUAAAUCCUUCUCACCGCUCCCCUGCUCCAACCCCAACGAACGGACGGACCAGAUUGACCAGAACAGCCAGAUGGAACGGACGGACCAGAUCGAACGAACAGACCAGAUGGAGCGGACGGAGGCCCCCUUAGAACCUUUUACAUUGGAGCUUCCCCAGGUGCCCUCCCACAACUCCACCGCCACCACUGUAACCAGUGCUAAUGGUGGUAACACGGUUACCACUACUGGCACCACCAGCGGCACUGCCACUACCACGGCUUCUGAUUGGUCGGCGAACGUUCUUGUCGACUCCAAUGAUUCCUCCAUGCAGACUUUCGGGCAGACAAUGAAUGUUUUCUGCCCGAACCACCAGUCGCCUUCUGAAGUUUCUUGGAAUUCUCCAACCGAACCAUCUGCCCGAACCUCACUCCACCAAGCCUCUCUCUCUCGUCCAGCAACCGUCCCAGCCAGUCGUCCAGCCAUUCGCACUGCCGAACCUCCUCCUCUUGUCCUCCCACACUCGCUAGAUGCCCUGUCGUUGGCCAGCCUCAGUACCGAACCUUUGUUGUUGCCAACCCUUCCGGAGAGGUUCGGGGGAGGUUUGGAGGACGAGGGAGUGACAGGGGAUGAGGGGUGGUUCUUGUGGCCUGACCUGUAA